GGCAAAGCGCGUUUGGACGAUGCGAUGAUCGAAGACAUUCUUCUCACCUUUGAUGAGAAUGAUACCGAACUCUCCGACGACGAAGGUAUCCCCAAGGGACAAACACAGCGCAUGAACGAAGAGAUGGAUCUAGCUAAGCAAGCUAAUGAGCCCAAUCUAGCCGCUACGGAAGCACUGAGUAGUAACCCGUUAACGUAUGUAAACCCCAAGACAGGCGAGAUAGGCGGUCCCAGGGGGCCAGAGCCGGUACGCUAUGGAGAUUGGGAGGUGAAAGGCAGAUGUAGCGAUUUUUGAGGAUGGGAUAGGUAAAGGAGAAGUGUCUGUUUCGUGCAGAAUGUUUUAUAUACCUGUUUUUAAGUAAAGGAGAAGUGUAUGCUUCAUGCAGAAUGAUUCC
Sphaeroforma arctica JP610 is the source of this 394-nucleotide messenger RNA. RefSeq lists its product as hypothetical. The record is from RefSeq and is a predicted model, not a curated record. The annotation marks the transcript as partial. Lineage: Eukaryota; Ichthyosporea; Ichthyophonida. Gene Ontology annotation, biological process: mitochondrial respiratory chain complex II assembly. The transcript has a single exon. Gene Ontology annotation, cellular component: mitochondrion.